UAUGCCUCAGGAAAUUGCUUUGGUGGAGGAAAUGACCGUUAAGGAGACAGUUUAUUAUUUUGGUCGUAUUUAUGGCAUGAGAGAUGAGAAGAUCCGCGAAAAAUUUAAAAUUUUACGUGAUCUUUUACAGCUGCCACCCGCUAAGCAACUGGUUAAGAAAUGUAGUGGUGGUCAACAGAGACGUGUAUCGUUCGCCUGUGCCAUGAUACAUGAUCCGGAAUUGUUGAUAUUGGAUGAGCCUACAGUAGGCUUGGAUCCAAUGUUGAGAGAGAAAAUCUGGGAUUUUUUAGUAGAAUCAACCAGAAAUAGUAAAAUGGCUGUGAUUAUAACGACACAUUAUAUAGAAGAAGCUAAACAAGCCAAUUGUAUUGGUUUAAUGCGUAAAGGUGUUUUGCUGGCUGAAGAUACACCGGAAAAUAUUAUGAUAAGAUUUGAAGUCAAUUCUAUAGAAGAUGCUUUUCUUAUAUUGAGUCAAAAACAAGGUGAUAAUGAUGUUAUUGAGGCUUCAUUGGCACAACUGCCCUCCAAUCAACAACAUGCCUCGAAUGCUAUAUGCAAUGGUGUCGAAGUUAUAGAUGCUUCGACCAUAACACAAACAACUGAAAAGGCAAAUUUGGAAACGAAUAUCGAGAAACCACCGAUAGAGAAUGUAGUGCAGUCCGAGGAGAAUGAUAAUCUAAAGAAAUGUUUCUUUACCACUAAGGGCAGGAUAAAAGCGUUAAUGACCAAAAAUUUUGUACAAUUAUUUAGACAACCGAGUGGCAUUAUUUUCAUGUUAAUGUUUCCUUUAAUACAAUUAUCCUGUUUUUAUAUGGCCAUUGGUAAAACUCCAAAUAAUAUGAGAAUAGGUAUUGUUAGUAAUGAAAUAACCAAAUGGGACACUUGCUAUGAUCCAGAUUUGAUAACCGUAUCGAUACAUAAUGAAACGUGUAAUUUUAGUACGAUAUCAUGUCGUUUUGUUACGAGUCUAGAGGAUACUGAUCAUAUAAAAAAGGUUUUCUAUGAUAAUGUAGAAGAUGCUCAUCGUGAUUCUAAAGCUACCGAUAUUCUGGGUUAUAUAUUCUUUCCAAGAAAUUUCUCUACCUCUAUGCAAUCUUUGAUGGAAGAUGGUCGUUAUGCUGAUGAUGCUGCUGUUAAUAGUGCAGAACUGGCUGUACAUAUUGAUAUGACUGAUCGUCAAAUUGCUUACUUUGUGGAAAGAAAAUUACGUGAACAUUAUCAUACCUUCAUUAAGGAAAUUCUAACAGAUUGUAAUUUACCUCAAUCAUUGGCCACCAUACCGGUAAAUAUGCAAGAACCUAUUUAUGGUUCAGAAGAAAUGGAAUUUCAACAAUAUGUAGCUCCGGGAGUAGUAAUGACAAUGGUCUUCUUUUUGGCCACUUUAAUGACAGCGGCAGUAUUCAUAGAAGAACGUAUGGAUGGUGUAUGGGAUCGUACUUUAGUAGCCGGUGUUUCGGCGAUGCAAAUGUUAUGGGCUCAUCUUUUGACACAAUUUAUUAUCAUGGUUAUACAAAGUUUCGAAGUGAUUAUGUAUAUUGGCAUAGUAUUUAACACUUAUAAUAAGGGCGAUACAGCUACAUUAAUAUUUCUACUGACAUUGACCUCAUUUUGUGGCAUGUUAUUUGGUUUACUCAUCUCGGUGUAUUGUAAAUCUCAUACGGAAGCAAAUUUUGUAGCCACCGGUGCCUUUUAUCCCAUGAUUAUUUUAUGCGGUCUUUUGUGGCCCUUAGAGGGUAUGCCGAAAUUUUUACAAGAUAUUGUGGUAUACUUUCCCUUUACCUUGCCUUCGAUAUCGGCUCGUAAUAUUUUAGAAAAGGGCUGGAGCAUUACCAAUGUUCACGUGUACAAUGGUUUCCUAGUUAUGUCCGCCUGGAUUGUUAUAUUCUUUACAUUAUGUAUGAUCGGUCUCAAAAGAAAAUCAUAGUUUAAGUAAUGCCCCUUAUUAAGCAUUGCUAUCCCAUUUUUUUAGAAAAUUAUUAAGUAGUGUUUUUUUUUAUUUUAUUUCAUUUUUUAUAAUUUUAUUAAAUUAAUUUAAAGUAUUUUUUACCAAUUCUCGCAUAGUUAUUCAUUCAUACCUACAUACACAUCUAAUCAUUGAAAUUUGCAUUAGAAAAAAAUCCCCUAAAAAAGAAUCCCAUAAUUAUUUAUGUUCAAAAAAACACAAAUUUUCCACAAAUUAUAAUAAAUAAGCUUAUAAAUUAUGUACAAUUUAAAUUCAUUUAUAACAAUUUGUCUUCAAUAUCAUUUGACGCAUUUUUUAUACGACAAAAAUUUCAUUUUUUAUCAAAUCCAAAUUUAACAACAACAAAAAGGUAACAAGUAUAAUUUAUAUGUAUUUAUGUAUUAAAGUGUAUAUUGAUCAGUUUUUUUUUAAAUGUAUAAUUUUAUUAUAUUAUUUAUAAUUUAAUAUGUAAAACAUGUAUACAAAAAACAACAACAAACACAUUAUUUCUAUUUUAUAAUAAAGAAAAAAAAGGUAAUUGUAGUUAUGUAGUAGUGUAGCUUUAGUAAACAAAUCAAGUGUAUAAUGCGAAAGCCAAAAAACAAUCUUAUAAAAUAUUUUUUGCAAAUAAAUCUUCAUAAAAAAUUAA
This is a messenger RNA of Lucilia sericata (common green bottle fly), 2591 nucleotides long. Its product is annotated as ABC transporter G family member 20. Bases 2 to 1924 code for a protein of 640 amino acids. Gene Ontology annotation, cellular component: membrane. Gene Ontology annotation, molecular function: ABC-type transporter activity; ATP binding; ATP hydrolysis activity. The record is from RefSeq and is a predicted model, not a curated record. The transcript is spliced from 10 exons. NCBI's taxonomy places the organism in Eukaryota, Metazoa, Arthropoda, Insecta, Diptera, Calliphoridae.